CUUCUGCAAGAACAGCCAGUGCUCUUAACCACUGAGCCAUCUCUCCAGCCCCUGCCUCCACAUUCUUGAACCCCACCCCCUGCAUUUGGUCUUUAGGGCCCAGCUUCUUUUUGACUUUUUCCCCACUUCUGUAUUACCUCCCAUAUUUCUGGGGAUCUGCCACCUUUGCUUGAUGCUGGGUUCACCUGUACCAUUCUUGGAUGCUCACAAUCCUACUCUCUCCACUGGUAAGAGGUAUCUCUUUGCUCUUCUUAAAAACACCUGUUGGAUGGGUGAAUCUCUGUGAGUUCAAGGCCAGCCUGGUCUACCUAAUGAAUUUCAGGCCAGCUGGGGCUACAGGGAGACCCUGUCAAAAAGAACAAAACAAAACAAAAAGACCCCACUUAUUUCUCUCAAGCAAUCUUCUGAUCGUGUUAAGGCUGUCAACCACACUGAUGCCCUGGCCUCUUCUCAAGUUCCCUCCACUUGAACUCCAGCUGUAUGAGGUCUUGCCAGUUCUUCCUGUAACCCUGCUCAGGCCUCCCAGCUGGUUCCAACCCUCAGGCCAUUCACCCUCCACACUGCCAGUCUCAGUUGUUCAUCACCUUGCACUCAGAAUGAGAGAAGGGGGCAAUGCUUCAGGGAGGAGGGGGUUUCAAGGUUGAGAGCUAGCAGGCUGACGUAUGCCAUGGCAGUGGGCAAAGUGGGAAUGAGAGAGGCUGAAAGCACAAAGUUUAAGGAGGCCUGGCUCUUUGGGUAGUGCACCUGCCCAUUCUGCACUUUAGUUUUGUACUAGGUGCCUCUUGUGCCCCAGACUGGUGCUAGCCUACGUAUAGGCACACACUGACCAGGAGGAGGAAAGUGGCAAUGUGCCAUUAUCUAUAUCUAUACCUGUGGGGAUAUGCACUGAGAAAAUGGAUUUCUACAAUGGCAGUGGACCAGCUUGAUAGUGAAUUUAUCCACCACCUAGAACCAUAAUGCUUAGUGUGACCAGAAGUUAAUGAAGGACAAAUGUAUGGACAGCCUCCCAUGGUCUGGGUUUGAUAGAAAGGCUACAAUGUUAGAACUAGGUAUCUGGGUAGUAGGAAGUCUGCAGAGCAGACAAGGGGAUGCAAUGUGGACCCCUUAAUAGGGAAGAAGGGUGCCUGCUUUCUAAGGGGACUAAGGGUUAAAGGUCUGAAGGCUGGCCCACUUUCAUCUCUGGCACAUGUGAUCUCUGGCACACUUAUGUAUUUGAGCUAUUUGAGCUUUUGGCUAAAGUGACUGCCUGGUGCCCCUACCUACCUGGGUUAUGCAGAUCUCUGCGGCCGGUGUUUCAAGGUGCUGACUUGAGACAAAAGAACCAGGAAGCAAACAAAACCUCUUAGCACAGGAAAUCCGAAGCCUUGCUCCCCCUUCUGUGGGCCAGCUUUGAGGGAGGGAGAACUCUCUGUCAACCAAGCAGGGUCAAGGUCCAAAGGGAAGGGGUGGAGGAAUGGCUAAUCCAAGAACUCUUCCUGGUGGUACAGGAUUCUUAGCGGGGUUGGGCAGGCUUAGGAUCCUCAGGGGUCAUUACUGGUUGUGCAAGCCCCGCCCCUCCGCCCACCUGUGGGAAAAGCUGGGCGGGAGGCAGCGGGCUGCUGGCCCUGCUGUGUCCCUAUUCCUGUGUCUCUGCUCCAGCCUCUGGCAACUUGGGAACCUCCGCCAGAGUAUUGACCUCAGAGAGUGUGGCUUUUUCAGGCCAAGCCCCCAUGAGGCCGGGUUAGGAAGAUCUCCAGAAGCGCUCCUUUGCCACCUGCUGCAGCCGCAACCCGGAGAAGAAAACUAUAGUCCGGGAUGGCUCGGUCGGCACGUCCAAAAUUGCGCAGCUGGUUCAGGCCGAGCCCCGACUGGGAGAGUGAGCCAUAUGGCCCCCGCAGACUUGGCCUGGGAGGGUCCCAAGCUUGAGGACCCGUCAGCCCCCCACCCCCUUGAAAAGUGCCCUUCUGGCUUAGUCAUGGCGAAGCUGGAGACACUACCUGUGCGUGCUGACCCAGGGAGGGAUCCUCUCCUGGCCUUUGCCCCACGGCCUUCUGAGCUUGGACCUCCAGAUCCCCGCCUGGCCAUGAGCAGUGUGGGCAGUGGGGUGGCCCAUGCCCAGGAGUUUCCUAUAAAAAGUGUGGGCACCCGCACAGGGGGUGGGGGCAGCCAGGGCAGUUUCCCUGGUCCCCGAAGCGGUGGUGGUGGGGUCAGUAGGGAGAGACCUGGCCGCUACCCCUCAGAGGACAAGGUUCUCACCAACUCUCUCUACCUCAAUGGCGAGCUUCGGGGCAGCGAUCACACAGAUGUCUGUGGCAAUGUGGUGGGCAGCAGUGGUGGCAGCAGCAGCAGUGGGGGCAGCGACAAGGCUCCACCACAGUAUCGUGAGCCCAGUCACCCACCCAAGCUCCUGGCCACCUCUGGCAAACUAGACCAGUGUUCAGAGCCACUAGUUCGGCCAUCAGCCUUCAAGCCUGUUGUACCCAAGAACUUCCAUUCCAUGCAGAACUUGUGUCCUCCACAGACCAGUGGGACCCCUGAGGGACGGCAGGGCCCUGGUGGCCUCAAGGGCGGACUGGAUAAAUCUCGGACCAUGACCCCAGCGGGUGGGAGUGGGGGCGGCCUCUCAGACUCGGGCCGGAAUUCCCUCACAAGCUUGCCCACCUAUAGCUCCAGCUACAGCCAGCAUCUGGCACCCCUCAGUGCUUCCACCAGCCAUAUCAACCGUAUCGGCACUGCCAGCUAUGGCAGUGGCAGCAGUGGGGGGUCAGGUUACCAGGAUCUGGGGACCUCUGACAGUGGGCGCGCCUCCAGUAAGAGUGGGUCAUCAUCCAUGGGGCGGUCAGGCCACCUGGGAUCUGGGGAGGGCGGAAGUGGGGGCCUGCCAUUUGCAGCCUGUUCACCACCCUCGCCCAGUGCACUGAUCCAGGAGCUGGAGGAGCGGCUGUGGGAGAAGGAGCAGGAGGUGGUAGCGCUACGGCGCAGCUUGGAACAGAGCGAGGCAGCAGUGGCCCAGGCGCUGGAAGAGCGGCAGAAGGCAUGGGAGCGUGAGCUCGCUGAGCUUCGGCAGGGCUGCAGUGGAAAGCUGCAGCAGGUGGCCCGCCGUGCCCAGCGUGCCCAGCAGGGCCUACAGCUGCAGGUGCUGAGGCUACAGCAGGACAAAAAACAGCUGCAGGAGGAGGCAGCCCAGCUGAUGAGGCAGCGGGAAGAGCUAGAGGACAAGGUGGCCGCCUGCCAGAAGGAGCAGGCCGACUUCCUGCCCCGGAUGGAGGAAACUAAGUGGGAGGUGUGCCAGAAGGCUGGUGAGAUUUCCCUCCUGAAGCAGCAGCUGAAGGACUCGCAGGCUGAUGUGUCGCAGAAGCUCAGUGAGAUCGUGGGACUGCGCUCACAACUGCGGGAGGGUCGGGCCUCACUGCGGGAGAAAGAGGAGCAGCUGCUCAGCUUGAGAGACUCCUUCAGCAGCAAGCAGGCCAGCCUGGAGCUGGGUGAUGGCGAGGUGCCCACUGCUUGCCUCAAGCCUGCACUGACCCCCGUGGACCUGGCCGAACCCCAGGAGGCGCUGGCCUCCUGUGAGAGUGAUGAGGCCAAGAUGCGCCGACAGGCUGGGGUAGCAGCUGCUGCCUCCCUGGUUUCCAUGGAUGGGGAGGUGGAUGCUGGGGGGGAGAGUGGGACACGGGCCCUGCGUCGAGAGGUGGGGCGACUGCAGGCUGAGCUGGCUGCUGAGAGGCGGGCCAGGGAGCGCCAAGGUGCCAGCUUUGCAGAGGAGCGCCGUGUAUGGUUGGAAGAGAAGGAGAAAGUCAUCGAAUACCAAAAGCAGCUCCAGCUGAGUUAUGUGGAGAUGUAUCAGCGUAACCAGCAGCUGGAACGGCGGCUUCGGGAACGAGGGGCCGCAGGAGGUGCCAGCACGCCUACCCCCCAGCAUGGCGAGGAGAAGAAGGCCUGGACCCCCUCCCGCCUCGAGCGCAUCGAGUCCACAGAAAUCUGAUGCUCUGUGUGCAGCCUUCUGACAAAUGCCCUGUCCGAAGGCCGGAGUCCCCAGUGUCCCCUUUGUCCAUUUCCCUUCCCCAUAUGCCGCAUUUCCCCAGACCAAAGAGGUUCUCAAAGCAGCUGUGACCAACACCUCGCCGCUCCCCCCACCCCCCAAGUCCACGCAGCUCUAGUACUGCCUUUGUGGACAGCUACUCCAGACCUUCCUGCCAAGGAGAGAGUGGGGGAGGAUGGAGUGCAUGGGGCCGAGGUCCCAGAUGAAAGGUGCAUGCCCCCAUAAUGGGAAGUCUCUCUUGUUGGAGAUGGACGCAGCAGGCUUGCAGUGCCAGGAAGUGCCCCCUGCUCUAUGGGGCUUUGGACUGCUGCUGUUGGCCACCUUGUGUCCAGUGCUGCUGUCUUCUCUCCUAGGCCUCCUGAGGGGGCCUGCACGGGUCUGCCAAUGCUGACAGAUCCUGGGCUCCUGGCCUCUCUCCUUCAUGUGGUAUUUUUCCUUCCCAGGCAGACUGGCAGGACAAAUGGGAGCAGAUGGUAUACCUGCAGUUGAGCAGGCUACCUGCCCAGCCCCUCCCCACUAAGGUAUCUUGGGCUCAGGCCUCAGAGCCUGGAGUGGUCAUAAGCAUGUGUCCCUCUACAUAUGUUGAGGAAGGAUAGGGCUGGAGCUGGAAGCUCAGCACCCAGAAGGAAUCUACCUUCCUGUUCUUGGGAAUAGUUACCUGGAGGCUUCUCAGCUCUGUCCUAACCCUUUGAGCCAAGAUCCUACAGGGUAACAGUCCCUGCUGCUUGGUUGACCCCACCAUACCAAGGGCCUCUGUUCAGCUCUUAAUUAUAGCUAUUAAGUGCUACCUUCCUCUUAGGCAUUCCAUUUGCCCCAUUUCUGAGGUCAGAUGGGUGUCCGAUGUCUUCCUGUGUUUCCCCCACUCUCCUCCCCCAGCCUCCUGCUUUCAUGCUCAUGUCAUCUCCCCAAGCUGCCUUUUCAUCAAAGUCUCACCUUUUCUUCCAGUAGAAAGUUCUGCUUGACAUUUGGUGCACUGCUCACUUCCCAGCUCCACUGGCCCAGGACUGACCUUGAGGCCCAGAGAGGCUGGGCAGUGUUGGAUGUGAUUGCCCUUGAAGAAUGAGGCUGACCUGAGAGGACCACUGACCCUUUGGUUGCUUGCCAAGCUCUGAGUUGGCUCAUUUGUCCAGGGAGGCCUGUCCUCACCCUUUAUCAGUACAGGUUGGGACAGUCAAUGUCACUUCUGUCUCUGGGGUCUCUCAGAUUCUAUCUCCCCAAGAUUGGAAGGGGAAUUCUAAUUCCUCUUCUAAGAAAGUAAAUUUCCAAUUCACCAGCAAUAACAAUCAGAGGUGGCUUGGCCCUCAGUCCUUGUAUUUCUUUUUUCACUCUCUUCUAACACCAAGAAUGAAUUUUGGGGGGCAGAAUGGAGAGAGUUGGCAGCUACUGUGAGUGAGUCCCCCAGCCUCUGACCAGCCUCUUCCCAUGACUGGUUACUGUUUGAUGAGCUGUGCAUCCCCCACAAAAACAGGAGUGCCUUCUUUGUGGCCUCCAACCUUCUUGCACAGCACCUUCUGGGUGGUCCUCAAUAGGCUUUUGACCUGAGUUGGAGGCCACUCUGGCAACCACUGCCCAUUCCACUAACCUCUCACUACACCUGCUCCAGAACCUGGGCCUGUGCCACAGGGGAUGAGAGAAGGCUUUAAUAAAAAAGGGAAAGAGGGAGAGAGGAAAAAAUAUGAACAGACUCAGCUUUGGGAUGUCCAACCACAAUAUAUAUAUAAAUAUAUAUAUAUAUAAAUAUAUAUCUACCAUAUGUGAUGGAAAGACUUCAUUUUCCUUUCCCAAAGAAAUAAAAUGGAGAAAGCCUCUUG
Nannospalax galili (Upper Galilee mountains blind mole rat) is the source of this 5829-nucleotide messenger RNA. It is a transcript of the gene Lzts3, whose product is annotated as leucine zipper tumor suppressor family member 3. The transcript has 5 exons. Gene Ontology annotation, cellular component: dendritic spine. Lineage: Eukaryota; Metazoa; Chordata; Mammalia; Rodentia; Spalacidae. Bases 1454 to 3961 code for a protein of 835 amino acids. Gene Ontology annotation, biological process: regulation of dendritic spine morphogenesis. The record is from RefSeq and is a predicted model, not a curated record.